Messenger RNA from Tachysurus fulvidraco (yellow catfish), 6748 nucleotides. It is a transcript of the gene accs, whose product is annotated as 1-aminocyclopropane-1-carboxylate synthase homolog (Arabidopsis)(non-functional). Bases 232 to 3294 code for a protein of 1020 amino acids. The record is from RefSeq and is a predicted model, not a curated record. NCBI's taxonomy places the organism in Eukaryota, Metazoa, Chordata, Actinopteri, Siluriformes, Bagridae. Gene Ontology annotation, biological process: amino acid metabolic process; biosynthetic process. Gene Ontology annotation, molecular function: pyridoxal phosphate binding; transaminase activity. The transcript has 18 exons.
GCACUAAAGCACUAGCUGACAAACAAGGAACGGGUUAGUCUGUAUUCGUCACAUAUCUGUGUGCUUGGGCCUUAAAAGUAAAAAAAAAAAAAGAUCCACAAAUCUUGUUUUAGGAAAAGGUGGCAGACAGACAAGAGGCAAUGCCGCCUAUUUAAACAGCUACAGAAGGGACUGUUAGAGAAAAUGGAUGGUUUUGCAUGAAAUAAUUUUUAUUAGGUUGUGGGCAUUAGGAUGGAUUUUCCAACCAAAAAGUAUGAACGCGGGAGCAACUGGUCCGAGCCGGAGGUGGUGGAGCUUUUACAGCUCUGGUCAGAUCAAGCGGUCCAACUGGAGCUGGAGAGCUGCCUGCGCAACCAGCACGUUUUUAACCGCAUUGCCGUUGCGCUGCAUGAGCGGGGCAUCUACCGCACCGCGGAUCAGUGCAGGGAGAAGAUCAAGAAGCUGAAGCUCGAUUACCGGCGCAUGAAGGAGAACCAACAGACGCCGCGCGGCGCAAGAGCGCGCAGGUUUUACGACGUGAUAGAUCGCGUGCUGAGCAGCCGUACCGCCGCCUCUUCCUCCUCCUCCUCAUCAUACUCGACUCUAUGGGGGAAUGCUGGUUUAAACCACCAGGCGGGCCCGGGCUCCUCCAGCUCCGCCUUCACAUUUAGCUGUCCGCCCAAAGCUGGCGAGCUCAUGGAGAUCAAGCUAGAGGAGCUGAACGCAGACGGUGAGGAAGAGCUGCUGAGUGCUGAAGAUCCGCUGUGCUCAGAGGAAGAAGCGGAGGCAGACUGUAAAUCAGCCGGAGUGGACAUUGAGGAUCCCGGAGAACAAGGAGGAGAGUGUGCGGCUCACACAGGGUGGUCUCCUUCAGGUUUUAGUGACCAUAAUGUGGCUGGAUUAUCCGGUGCAGCUGUCUCUCCAGUAGCAGUUCCUGUGUCCAGUGUAGAUAGGUGCAUCCAGGCUGACCUGAAAGAUCCUAAAUAUUCCAGUAGGUUCCGUCAGAGGAAGCGACGCCGGCCAGUUCGAGCAGGCAGUAGUGGGAGAUUACUAGAGAAAACACUUGCAAGUUUCAUAAAUUGGCAGCGAGUCAUGGAGGAGAGAUACAUAUCUCUGGAGGAAAUGAGGCUGCAUCAGGAUGCACAGGCUGAGACACAGAGAGAGCGUCAGGAAGAGAGACGAGUUCAACAGGAAAGAGAGCAUGAGCUGCGUCUCGUUUCCUUACUCUCAGGAGCCUUUCAUCCAACCAGAGGGACAGCAGAGCCAAGAAGCAGCAACACAGAAACCUCUGCCCCCAGUGCAACAGUGUCAGAGCUGACUUUGCUCUCUGUGCCUCAUCCUUUUCCACCCAAUCCCCUCAUACUCCCCACUGUGCCUAGAAUGCUGCAGGAAGAUCACGUUGUUGAUCAGGGAAGGAGCAACACAAUGAUUCUUGACUCCAGUGCAAUCGUGUCUGUGACUCCCCAGUCUCCGUUUGUAACCAGCAUGCUGAAGGAUAACCAUAGAACUGAUGAGGAAAACACCAGCACCAUAACCUCUGACUGCAGUACAACCGCAUCUGACAUAUCAACUUUCUCCGUGCCUCUUAGCUCUUCAGGUCCAGGUCCUAGCCCUUCCAUGCUCCCAUUUGUACCUAGCAUGCUGCGGGGUGAUCAGACACCCCAGCACAGCAAGUUUUUGUCACGCAGGGGUAACAGGAUCCGACAGCACCAAGGAAUUCUGCAGGAAGGCUACACACAGUACUAUGCCAACAAGCAUGAUGAAAACAGUAACCCUGAUGGCAUUAUAAAUUUGGGAACAAGUGAGAACAAGUUAUGUUUUGACCUUCUGCAAAAACGGUUGACACAACCUGACAUGCUCUAUGUGGAUUCUUGCCUGCUGCAGUACUCAGACUGGAGGGGACAUCACUUCCUAAGAGAGGAAGUAGCAAAGUUCCUGUCAGAACACUGUCACGCACCGAGGACUCUGAGAGCCGACAACGUGGUUGUGACAAAUGGCUGUGGCUCUCUUUUUUCUGCGAUAGCAGCUGUGCUUUGCGAUCCUGAUGAUGCAAUCCUCAUCCCAACUCCUUUUUACGGUGUGAUCACCGAAGACGUUGAUUUGUACAGCAGUGUGAAGCUUUACUGUGUUCCUCUUGACAGUGAGCCCAGGCAAAAUGAUGACAGGCCGUUUCACCUCACUGCUGAAAAACUGGAGCUUGCUCUCCAGAAAGCAAAGAAAGAGGAAGUGAAUGUAAAAGCUGUCAUCCUGGUGAACCCCCACAAUCCUCUGGCAGAGAUCUACACCUCUGAAGAGAUGAUCAGCUUUCUAGACUGUGCCAAGAGGCAUGAGCUGCAUGUUAUUGUGGAUGAGAUCUACAUGCUGUCUGUGUUUGAUGGCCCCUUUAACAGCGUCCUCAGUCUACAGAGGUUGCCAGACCCACAGAGGACUCAUGUGAUGUGGGGUAUUAGCAAGGACUUUGCCAUGGCUGGCAUGCGUUUGGGUACAUUAUACUCCGAGAACAGUGAUUUAAUUGAAGCCCUUAUUCAGCUGGGAUGUUUUCAUGGAGUUGCAGGACCAACACAGCACCAGGUGUCUCAGCUGCUAAAGGAUCGAGAUUGGAUGAAUAAGGUGUUUCUCCCUGAGAACAGACGCAGGCUGCAGGAGGCUCACCAGUACAUGUCCACUCAGCUAACAAGGCUGAGCAUUCCUUACCUCCACAGGGGUGCAGGCUUCUUUAUCUGGGCUGACUUCAGCAAGUAUCUAAAGGAGCGCACAUUUGCAGAGGAGCUGCGUGUAUGGAGGUGUUUUCUGAAACACCGGGUGUUGCUGAGCUGUGGUCAGGCCUUUAGCUGUUCUUCACCAGGAUGGUUCCGUAUCGUCUUUUCUGACCAGCGCCACCGCCUCCAACUUGGCUUAGAAAGAAUCAAAGAGGCUAUAGAGGAUCUUCAGAGCUUCAGCUGCAUGACUGACUAUGAGAACAUAAAAGCAGUCAAACAAAAUGAUGACAGACACACACAGACAAAUCGCAAGACGGAGGACGAAAACAACAAAGACAGUUGCAAAAAUACAACAAUCAAGGUCUUCAAUACAACCAAAGUGCAUGUAGAAAGCAAUGGUGCUGCGACUGAAAGCUUGUUAUUGGCUGAUGAGGAUGUUCAGGUUAACAGCUACCAAACAGUUGCUAACUCAGAGAGUUUGGACUCUUUAAUAGGAGCACUGCGACAGCAGAUCCACUCCUCUGAUUGGCUCGAGAAGAACAGGCCGAAACUGGCUGAUGGAGAAGACCCGACACAAACUGAGUUAAUGCAGUUGAAAGGGAAGGAAAAUGGAUGACGUUUUUGUUUUCAAGUAUGGUUGAUGACGUAGUGAGCAGUGGGCUGUUCUUUCCUCCGUAGGCUACACCAUGACAUCAGAGCAACCCCUCUUCCGCCUCUGCAGUUUAAAAAAAGUGAGAAAGUAGAGAGAGCCGUAUGUACAUAGGCUUUAUUGCAACUUUGAAGCUUGUUUUUAUUGGUUUAACAUGUCUUUAUUGGUUUAAUGCAACACUGUACAUAUCUAUAAAUGCACAUAUUAUCAGUAUAUUUUACAAAAUGCAUAUGUGACAAUCAAAAAAACAAACAAACAACAAAAAAAAAACAUAUUUCAGUGUUAUGCCCACACAUUUCUUAUUAACGUUUAGCUAUAUACUGUUGUGGAAGUGUUGUUUCGAGAGAUGUAAAGUAUAAAGUAUCACAAUGAUAGGCAUGGGCAAGAGUAAAAAGGUUUCAUAAUUUGUGUGUUGUUGGGCAACAGGUCCCAACACUCCUCGUGUAGCAUGAGAGAGGAAGGGCCUCGAUCAUUUGUUACACUGAGUUUUUAUAAACAUGAUUCAAACACAGAAUCUGAAGAAAGGAAUUCAAAGGAAAUCAUCUACCAUUGGCUAGAUGGACAACGCCUGAUCAUCUUACCCUUACCAAGGUCUGCUUAGACCAAACCAGUCAAGUUCUACAACUUCUAGUACUGCACACAGAAGGUCAGAACUCUUCACAAAGAGCUCCUUAGUAAAAAUUUACAUCACAAUACCCACCAUUUUGAACAAACUCAAAAAAAUACAUUUUAUAAAACUUAGACACUCUUCCUCAAUACAAAUGCAAGUUUCUCAAGAGCAAAACGUUUUUGGCCGAUGUCCAAGGAGGGAGCAACUAAUAUUCUUCUAAUAUAUGGCAAUUAAGUAUCUAGCUUGUAAGAAACAUAGGUCUAUUAAUUUCUGUUAUUUGUUUGUAAGAGUACAGUCGUCUGGAUAAAAGCUUAUUAUACAGAGCUUAGCGCGUAGUGGAGUUGAGAAUGCCCACUCUUUAGAUGCACUUUCAUGUGUACUGUAAUAUCGAUAAUAUAAAAAUUCAUUUCACUUUGAAACCACAAAUGGGACUGUGUGAGAUGGGCUUCUUGGGGAAUUUGGCGAUCCCCUGUAUGUUUGUGUUUUGUGACAGGGGGAGUUUCCACCAGCUGGAGGUUGGGUCCCAACUGUAGGCUGAGGGAAAUCUGUACAGUGUAAGGGGGAAGUAUGUGUGUGUAAUGGGUGGGUGUGUAUAUUUUCUGUUUCACUCUCCGCCUCUUUGGUAUUUUGGUUUGAGCGUUCACAAGUGUGACAUCUUGAACUCACUCUCUCUCUCGCUCACUGUCAUUCUGGCUCACUGUCAUUCUGGCUCUCUUUCAACUCAAGGUAGGACAAAUAUCUAAAUGUCUUUUUGUUAAUUAAAAAGAGAAUUUGUAAUAUUUGAUGCUAUCUUUACACUCGGCUGCUAUGAUUACAGUCUUAGACUAGAACUUGAUCUUAUCUUUCCUUAUCUUUACUUAAUUGUGUGAAAUAUUAAUCAAACAACCAUAUAUUAACUUAUACAUUGUUACGAGUGUUUCUCCUUGGUUUUGACUCAUAAUUUCUCUAAAUGUCUCCAUUAUGAAGAAUGAAAGGACCGGAGCUUGUAGAUUUGACAAGUCGCUUUCGAUUCGCUGAAUCCUGUUUGGGUUUAAUGGGCUGCAUAUUCAUCAGUUAUGCUGUUUGUAUGCCUGAUUGGUUGGAUGGAAAAGGACUGUGGUCCAGGGGAAAUGAGUCCAGUCCAGAUGACAGCCAGACACAAGGACACAUAAUCCAAGGUCUAGGGCCUCAAAAUGUGUUUGCUGGCCUUUCUUUCCUCAUGGCUGUAAGCUCUGGAAUUCUGUGUCUCUUGUUUGCAUUCUGCUGGACAUCCAAGACUGCGCUCUCCUAUUCCAACACCCGCUCACUGCUGAUGGCAGGCCAGGCACUUUACCCCACCACACUGCUGCUCAUCACACUGCUACCGACAGGGUUUUUUUUUCUCCUAAGCUGGGCGCUCUUCACCAGUCAACAUAUUACUGAUAUCCGAGAUGACCCGACAAGCCUGGGCUCUUCCUAUUGGCUAGGUGUGUUGGGCUGGGCUCUGCUGUUAGCUGUUCUGCCAGUGGUGUUCCUGGUGGAGCAGUGUGUGGUACCUGACAUACUGCCUGAGCUGAAGAUGAAGACUGAGUUGUGGCGGAGAGGAUUUGUGGUGGCACACACACGCUCGUUCAGUGACAGCUACCAGCAUCAUACGAAACACUUUAAGCCUGAGUACAAGAGAUACAUGUCAAUGCCCUGAGGGAAACAGCAUCAUCAAAAAUCACUGCUGUUUAAAAAAUCAAAUCACUGUUCAACCAGUGAAAGGCUGGGUAUGUGUCCAGAACCAGGCAACUAAGAAUAUUGGGCCCUUUUCACACAGGAAGACGCCUGAGGAUUCACUAAACCACGAGUUACAUUACAAGGAUUUUUUUGUUCUGGAAGCUCAGGAGGCUGUCGCUGAGUUACUGAUGAUAUACUGCCAGAUAUAAUAGCCUGAAGAACAAAAUAAACUCAUAUUUCUUUGGAAACAGACAUUAUAACACUUAUUAUGCAUAUUCAGACCUACAGAUUACUAAUUAUGCACUACUUUAACUUGGAAAAAAUAUUUUAAAGGGAAAAACAACAUGAAACAAGGUAAACUUGUUUAUUUUGAUAUGUUUGAUUUGAUUAGUGAUUCAGGUGCUAAUUUGCUAUAUUUUCAUUGUGACGGUGUGGAGUUUUUUCAUUGUGUGCUGUGAUGUUAUCACAGGAAGAUAUUGCAAAAACAAUGGCAUUUAAUAAAGAAAACCAAUCCAACAAUCACAGUCCCAUAUGACAAUGGUGAGGUUUUGAUGUUGCUAAGAAAAAGAAACAAAAACACACAAAAAACAGCAAAAGCUUCUUUUCUCACUCACCAUAUCCCACUGAUGACAAAUCCAUUGUAGAAGUAACAGAUACAGCAAACAUUAGACCCAGAGAUUUAACAUCCACCAACCAUCCACCCGUCACUGUAGUUACUGAAUAAUUUCAUUUAACGUAGAUCAGUGACUAGUUAGCAUGGGACAUUAAGAUUUCAUUUAAAAUUUAAUGGGAAAGUUUGUAGUUUUUACCAUUGUCCAAAUCUUAGUAGCUUGAUCGACAUGAAUGAUUUCAGAUGAUAUGUUUGUGGAAUUUCAUACCAGUGCCAAAUGAUUUGGGUCACUAGCACCCUCAUAUGGUUGGCCUAUGUUACAGCAUGGCACAACAUUUCAGAUUAGAAAGAAAAGGGUGUAAAAAUGUAAAUUGUUAAAAGAUGCAGUAAUCAAAUGUUUUAAAUCAAUUCAUGAUUUUCUGUUGAAAUUUAGUUUUUGUUAAAGACAAUACAAUUACAAAAAUGGUUUAGUAAUUAUAUGUACACAAAAGAAAUAAAAAAUGUCCCUUGUAUUAAGCUUA